This is a messenger RNA of Acaulospora morrowiae, 156 nucleotides long. NCBI's taxonomy places the organism in Eukaryota, Fungi, Glomeromycota, Glomeromycetes, Diversisporales, Acaulosporaceae. The record is from the annotation of a GenBank genome assembly.
UCUGACCAUGGAAAGGUGUUGUUGAGUUGUUCAUCUGUGAUUAAGUUUAGUGUUGUGGUGUUUGUGUCAUUGCUUGAACUGUUUUCUUGGCUGAAGAGAUAUCACUGGUUGUAUUCCCCAUCCAAUUUGUGUGAUUGGGUUGGGAUUCUAGCGAAG